This is a messenger RNA of Dalotia coriaria, 2223 nucleotides long. RefSeq names its product polypeptide N-acetylgalactosaminyltransferase 35A-like. NCBI's taxonomy places the organism in Eukaryota, Metazoa, Arthropoda, Insecta, Coleoptera, Staphylinidae. Gene Ontology annotation, biological process: regulation of Notch signaling pathway; protein O-linked glycosylation. Gene Ontology annotation, molecular function: polypeptide N-acetylgalactosaminyltransferase activity; Notch binding. The record is from RefSeq and is a predicted model, not a curated record. Gene Ontology annotation, cellular component: Golgi apparatus.
AAUUACCCUCGAUCUUAACCUUAAAGUCUUCACCAAAGUUCAAAUGAUUAUCAUAAUUUUAUCGUUCUUAUUAAGUUAACAAACGAACAAAGCAAUGUUCUAGUCGUCCAUGACGUAUUAAUCAGAACGCAAGUAAUUUUAUACCAUGACUAAGAAAUGUAUCUUUUAAUCUUACUAUUAAUUUUAUUUUAAAUUUUAAAUACACAAAACAAUUGCUCAAAUUGAUUAAAUAUUUUAACAAUGGUUAGUCUAAAUAAAUCGUUUAUCUAUGGAAUAUUUGUCGCAUCCUUUACGUGGUGCAUUUGUUUAUAUUUGUAUUAUCAAUUGAGUCUCACUGAAAAGGCACAUGCCCAUUCAGCUACUAGACAAUAUCUUAUUAACAAUAAUGUGUUGGAUGUUGAGGAGGAUUUGAAACAUCUCUCCAUUGGCAAAGGCAAUUUUAAGAAGGCAUGGAGUCAGAAUGUAAAUGUAGGUUUUAAUAGUGAGAAAUUAUUGAAACAAUUACAGCCAGUUCCAGUUGAAGGUUUAGAUGAGAUUGGGCUGGUAAAAACAUUAGCUGAUCAAGAAACCAAAGACUAUGGAUUUAAAAUACAUGCUUUUAACAUCUUAGUCAGUAAUAGACUGGCUUUGGAUAGGAGUGUGCCUGAUACAAGGAACAAAUUAUGUAAAACCAUUGAUUAUGACAUCAAACAACUGCCAACAGCGAGCAUAAUCAUAUGCUUUUACAACGAACACAAUACAACAUUAAUCCGCUCGAUAAUCUCAGUAUUAAACCGAACACCGGAACACCUCCUCCAUGAAGUUAUCUUAAUUGAUGAUUUUAGCGACUUGCCCGACUUACACGACCAGAUCGACCGCUACAUAUCGACGAAUGCCCAUCAUGAAGGCAUGAGUAAAGUUGAAUUAUAUAAAACUCGACAAAGGGAAGGUCUGAUUCGUGCGAGAAUGUUUGGUGCACGUAAAGCCACGGGCGAUGUGCUUAUUUUCCUCGACAGUCACAUAGAAGUGAAUCAGGAUUGGAUCCAACCGCUUUUACAACGUGUGCAUGAAGAUAAGACAAAUGUCGCGAUGCCUGUGAUUGAUGUAAUUAAUGCGCAGACUUUUCGGUAUGCAUCUAGUCCAUUGGUCAGGGGUGGAUUUAACUGGGGACUACAUUUUAAAUGGGAAAAUCUACCAACUGGGACUUUGAAAGAUGAGAAAGAUUUUAUUAAACCAAUCAAGAGUCCUACAAUGGCUGGUGGUUUAUUUGCUAUGGACAGGAAGUAUUUUAAUGAGCUGGGGGAGUAUGAUCCAGGGAUGAAUAUUUGGGGUGGAGAAAAUUUAGAAAUAUCAUUCAGAAUUUGGAUGUGUGGUGGACGGCUAGAACUCAUCCCUUGUAGCAGAGUUGGUCAUGUUUUCCGCCAGAGACGUCCAUACAGCUCUCCAGAUGGUCAAGACACAAUGUUAUAUAAUUCCAUGCGUGUUGCGCAUGUCUGGAUGGAUGACUACAAAUCUUACUACUUAAAUUCAAGAAAAGGUGAAAAAGUCGACUAUGGAGACAUUUCCGCUCGUAUAAAACUACGUGAAGAAUUACAUUGUAAGAAUUUUACUUGGUAUCUAAAGAAUGUGUAUCCUGAAUUGGCACUGCCCGAUGAUAAUGCAGAAAAAGCGAAAAAGUGGUCUGCAUUAGAUCAAGAUAAAUUCCAGCCGUGGCAUUCGCGUAAACGUAACUAUACGAAACAGUUUCAAAUUAGGUUGAGCGAGAGUAACCUCUGCGUGCAGGCUGUGAAAGAUGUCAAAGCCAAGGGGAGUUUAUUGGUGUUGAAACAAUGUAUUCGUGGUAAACAACAGAUGUGGUUCGAAACAGAUCGAAGUGAAUUUGUCCUCGCGCAGUUACUAUGCCUGAAUGCACAUCAACCCGAACCGAAUCUCUAUAAAUGCCACGAAAUGGGUGGUGAUCAAGAAUGGAAACACAAAGGAGAAAAACACUCACCCAUUUACAACAUGGCCGCCGGAACUUGCCUAGGAGUACGAAAAGCUGAAAUCGGAUCUAUCGUAAUCAUGACGCUGUGCAAUGAACCGACUUUUAACAAAUGGGACUUGAUUGAAACAUGACUUAAACAUUCCUUGUAAUUUAACCUGACGGAUAAGACUGUGACUACUAACGACGAUUGAAUAAGGAUGUUAUUUUUUGAGUAUCUACAAUUAAACGAUUAUAUUAAUAAUAAUUCAAACGUAUACAAA